GGAUGGGUGGGAGCGUUCAAAGGCAAAUCUUCUUCCUCUGUGACUCAGACUAAGGCGAACGUGAACGGCACUCAUUCAAUCGUGUUGGAAAUCAACGGCUGAGAUAAGAUCACCGACCGACUCAUCAAAACGGUCUUCAACCUACUGGGCCCCAGCAACGAAAUUUCCUAUUUCUCCUUUCUCACCAUUACCACCGGCUAUUUAUUCAUUCCCCCGCUUCUUUGAGCCUCAAAACAUCCAUUCACUCCGACAACGUCGAAACGAAAACAACAAAACUUAAACGAGAGAUAAAUAAUCGACGGUGAGAUUCGAAUCAGAAAAUGUCGUGGCAAACUUACGUUGAUGAUCACCUGAUGUGCGAGAUCGACGGUCACCACCUCACCUCCGCGGCCAUCAUCGGCCUCGACGGUAGUGUGUGGGCGCAGAGCUCCAGCUUCCCUCAGUUUAAGCCUGAAGAAAUUGAUGCAAUCAAGAAAGAUUUCGGUGAACCUGGAUCUCUUGCGCCAACGGGAUUACACCUAGGUGGGACGAAGUACAUGGUUAUUCAGGGAGAACCUGGAGCUGUUAUUCGUGGAAAGAAGGGCUCUGGUGGCAUCACUGUGAAGAAAACCGACCUAGCUCUGGUUUUCGGUAUAUAUGACGAACCUUUGACUCCAGGGCAGUGCAACAUGAUCGUAGAGAGGUUGGGAGACUACCUGAUUGAUCAGAACUUCUAAAUUAUCCCUGAUUCAUGGUUUCCAUUCUUGUGUCUUUUUGUAUUUUGGGCUUGCAUUGUUUUCUUGCCAUGACCUUGAACUGGUGGUACUAGAGGUGUUCCUGAAAAAACCAGUUGCGGACAGAAGAAAUGAGUGUUGUUAUGUUAGGAUUUUCUUAGUAAUUUCUUCCGACAUGUUUCUUUGAUUUGUGUAUUUAUUCACCCCCACGGUUUGCUCAUAUAUUGAUCUGUGAUUCUGUAAUUUCAAAAUAUUGGUGAAUUUUGCUUAUGGCAUGAUACAUUUAAAAGUAUUGUUUUUGGAAUGAGGAAA
Morus notabilis is the source of this 1025-nucleotide messenger RNA. RefSeq names its product profilin-3. NCBI's taxonomy places the organism in Eukaryota, Viridiplantae, Streptophyta, Magnoliopsida, Rosales, Moraceae. The record is from RefSeq and is a predicted model, not a curated record. The transcript is spliced from 3 exons. The coding region runs from base 321 to 716 and encodes 131 amino acids. Gene Ontology annotation, cellular component: cell cortex. Gene Ontology annotation, molecular function: actin monomer binding.